UGUUGCGUAGUCGGCGCGACCGUUUAAAAGCUCAACUUUGGAUGUUGGAAGUACAGUAUAUAUUGUUGACGUUUUGCCUUAUCCAGAAAAGAACUCUUUGAAACAGAUCUUCAGUUUGUUAGUCAUCGUCAGAGUUUUGCGCCUCUAUUAUUAAACCUAGCAUCAUUUAGUUUUGAGAAUUUUGCAGAUUUGUAAGGUUUCAAAGCGAACGUGUGUACUUGAGUGCGUGUGAUAUUAACAUAUUGUUUUCGUCUGAAAUAGUGAAUACCCCAUAAUGCUCCACUGAUUCGUCGUUUCGACGUUGCCCUUUACAAUGCAUAUGGCCAUAGUUUUAGUUGCAUUUCACUGUCUGAUAUCUACGUCGCCCCUGAAGGAGGUCAGUGCGAUUCCAAUCAAAACAUCUCAACUUAUGGAGAAACGCAGCGCAAUUCCCGACAGGAUAAACGAAGAUUAUCCGGAAUACCCGUUGGGAUUGCGAUACGACGAAUAUCCGAUGAUAGUCCCAAAAAAGCGAACUGCUCUUCUCGUCAAUCGAUUGAUGGUGGCAUUGAAGGAUGCUCUAGAAGAAGAAGAACGAGAGAAAAAUCCAACAAUUUCCAGUGUUUUUGGCAGUUCGGGAAAUCUAUACUCGGACGACGUAAGGACAAUGGACCUUCAACGCAGAGGACAUCAGCCAUCUUUAUCAAAUGGACAAAACAAACCAAGACUUUACUGGCGCUGCUACUUCAACGCAGUCACCUGCUUCUAAAUUGCAUUUUUCUUUCAAGUAAUAUGUCGUAACAUUACUUCUGUUAUUAUUUAAGUAUUUAAAAAAACAUGAUAUAGAUUUUUAUUCGUGCUAGUAUAACAAGUAUUUCACAAAUACAACGGGCAAUCUAUUAGGGAAUCAAGAUUUAAUAUAAUUAUGCUACAUGAAAUACUUGACCUGCCUUGAUUUUAGAUAUAUGCAAAAUAAGUUCCUUACUAUCCUUCUAUUAAUUACUUUAAAAGUAUUUUUUUUUAGAAAUGUGUAUUAAUUUGUUUCAUCUUUAUUUCGUCUUAUAAUGAAAGAGGGAAGAUUUUACUUGCCAAUAGUUUUCUAUUCAUUUUUGUUAUCUGCGGAAAGUGUGUUGAGCGUAUUUAUUUAAUUAGUAUUUAUUUGAUUCCAAAAAUGUCUGCAAGUUGAUGAUAUGAUAAGAGCGUGUUCUCCUUUCCAUAGGUGAAUGAAUGACCGAAAGUAAUAGAAAAAACAAACUGUUGCAAAAUAAAUGCAGUCAAUGAAAAACAAAAAUUCUUCUCGUUCUUGGGUAAUUUUCAUGCACGCAUUUCAAUAAAGAGAAGAAUUAGGAGAACUUGGGGUUUGGGGGAAAGUGGGGUGCGCACUUUAUAGAUUACCAUUACCUCAUUAAUUCAAUACAAAACUGUAAACUUGUUCCUGAGCAAAUUUUAAAUGUUACUGUACUUAAAUGUAUUAUUGAUUUAAUGAUGGACUAUCCGAAGACACUUUCCAUUAAUGAUUUUUCAAGUUAAACGAACGAUUCUUAAUAGAAAGCAAUUCAGAAUCAAAGUAUAGACACCUGCUAUUAUUUAAUCUUAAUGACAAUAGAUAUAAGUACGUUUACUUAAACUAUUAAAACCUCAAUAUACAUGUAUUCAAAUGUAUGUUUUAGCAAUAGUUCUAUAUUUAACUUUCAUACGAAUACUCUAAUAUAUGUAGUGCAAAAGAUUUAAUGGCUAUAAUUUGACAUUGUGAUCGGUCUCAAUUCGAAAAAGCAUUUAAGGAGAGAAUUUGAUUUUAUUAUAAUUUAAAAUAUUUUGACAAAUAUUGAUGAACAAAACAAGUACUUAUUCCAAUCUACCAAUAUUUGUAUCAAAAAUUAAUUCCAAAAUAAAUUAUGCGUACAUUUUGUGGAGUACAUUGGAGACCAGAUAUUCUAAAUAUCGCUUGUUUGUUCUUUAAUGUCAUUAUUUGGGCCUAUUUAAGUUAAUUAAAGGAAAAUGUUGUGA
Dendroctonus ponderosae (mountain pine beetle) is the source of this 1986-nucleotide messenger RNA. RefSeq lists its product as uncharacterized. The coding region runs from base 314 to 748 and encodes 144 amino acids. The transcript has 4 exons. The record is from RefSeq and is a predicted model, not a curated record. Lineage: Eukaryota; Metazoa; Arthropoda; Insecta; Coleoptera; Curculionidae.